AUGCCCUCCUCCCCCGCCAUCCAACAAUCCCUCAACGGCCUCCUCCCAAGCCACGCCGCCAAUUCCCCGGCUGCCCUAGUCCAUCUCUGCGAAUCCCUCCUCGCGCAAUCCCGCCAGCGGGCCUCGCACCUGAAACCCGAGGAAGAGAUCGCCCGUGCCUAUGCGUGUUGCGAGAUCGCGUGCAACAGGCUCAGAGUGAAGUGUCGGUUGCCCGCGGUCAAGACGGGAGGGGCACCCUGUAAGCCGGCCGUGUAUAAGAAGUUGGUGGCGUUCUUGGAGAGGGUGUUGGAUGAGGAUGGCACAACGCCCAAAUCGACGCCGGGAGGAGGGAGGAAGAGGACGGCAGACGGGGCAUUGAAGCGGAUGACCGCUGAGAGCGAGCCAGUGACACCCACGAAAUCUACAGCAGCGGGACGAAAUGAGUUCCUUGGAAAAAUCAAAGCGAGCAGCGCGAGGAGGAAGGCUACCGAGAGCGACAACGGAAAGAAUGACGGCGAAGCACCAGACUACACGAUGCCCUUCAUCCGCAAACUGUGCAAGACCUUCUCAACGCCCCUGCUUGCCCCGCACGUCUACACCGGCGUCUGCAUCGUGCUGAAACUCAGCGGUCUGUGGCCGCCUCCGGACGAAGACGCACCGGGCAACGACGAAAAGUCCUCCCAAGAGACCGAAACCGUGACAGGUCUCCUGACCGCCCUCUAUCUAAUGGCCUUGACGCGCAUGCAGACCGCAACCAUGACAACUGGUGUAUAUAAGUCUACGUGCGCCAGGGCUGUCGCAGUCCUGGAGUAUCAGCCAGGGACGAAAGGCGUGGAGGAGUGGAUCCGCCGGAUCAACCGCGAGGGUUACUGUCGCGGCCAGGACUGGUGGGCCAGCGUGCCGGAGAAAGUCUUUGAUUUUGAUCCGAGUGUCGAUGGCGCUGGAAAGGGGAGUCGUGCAGGUCGAUUCGACCGAGGUGGCGAUGAAGACGGCGAAAACGGAGACGACGACCAGGAAGAAGAAGAAGAGGAUCCAAUCCUAUCGGGACGACGGAGACGCAAUCUCGUCCUCGCCGCGGAUGCCGCAGCGCGUGGAAGCAACGGCCGAAGCGCCAUGCAUCAAGACGACCUCGACCUCGAGGACGAUCCCGACGGCGUCCUCCUGCCCGGCCUAGCGACCAUGAUGCAAGACGCUCUGGACCUGCUGAGCGCCGACCGAACGCGUGAGUUUGAGACGUGGAAGAAGCAAUUUCUGCGCAGGCUGGACAGGGCGGACAAGGCCGCCGCCGGGCCUGGUGUGAAGGGUGGGAAGUACGCUGCUGCUCUUGCCACUGCUGCUGCUGUUGUGUGA
Fonsecaea multimorphosa CBS 102226 is the source of this 1329-nucleotide messenger RNA. RefSeq lists its product as uncharacterized. The coding region runs from base 1 to 1329 and encodes 442 amino acids. Gene Ontology annotation, molecular function: DNA binding. The transcript has a single exon. Lineage: Eukaryota; Fungi; Ascomycota; Eurotiomycetes; Chaetothyriales; Herpotrichiellaceae. The record is from RefSeq and is a predicted model, not a curated record. Gene Ontology annotation, cellular component: nuclear origin of replication recognition complex. Gene Ontology annotation, biological process: DNA replication.